This is a messenger RNA of Chrysochloris asiatica (Cape golden mole), 927 nucleotides long. RefSeq names its product putative protein TPRXL-like. NCBI's taxonomy places the organism in Eukaryota, Metazoa, Chordata, Mammalia, Afrosoricida, Chrysochloridae. The transcript has 3 exons. The record is from RefSeq and is a predicted model, not a curated record. The coding region runs from base 1 to 927 and encodes 308 amino acids.
AUGGUUUCGGAGGCCCGGCCGGGGCCGGCGCGGCUCGCGCUCCCUCUCGGGCUCCGGCUGCGGGGCGGCCCGCUCUCCUCGGCGCCUUGGCGGUCUCCUUUUCCUCCUGGAGCCAAGGCCCUGGCCGGGGCCUGGAGAGCGCGCGCGGCUGGAGCACUGUCUGCGCACACGGCCGCCUCACCCGUCCAUGAGCCCGGCUUCCGAGAGCCGAGUCGCAGCGGCCCCCUCUCCUCCUCCUCUUCCUUCUCUUCUUCCUCCUCCCCCUCCUCUUGCUGCGGCUCCUCCCGGCCCGAGCUAGCACUUCUCCCGGCUUCGCUCGGCUCGGCUUCCCCGGAGCGGACCACGACUCCUCCGGAGCGAGAACAGCCCAGAAGUUGGACGAAAAGUUUCAGUGCAUCACCGCGAACCCCGACCCCCUCCACCCCGCCUCCGGGCGCGGGCUCCGAUUCCAGCCCGCGGCUCGCCGCUGCGUCCACCGUCGGCCACCGGCCGGAGAGGAGGUGGGCGCUGGGGCGGGGGGCGGUGUCUGUCUGUCUGUCCGUCAGCGCUGCUGGUCCGAUGCGGGAUCCAGAGGGGGAGGGCUCACGCUGCGCUCCGGCGGUCACCCCAAAAAGCAGGUCACUCACUUUGCCCCUGUCCCUCUCGUUGAUCGCUGGCUCCCGCGUUUCCCGACCAAGUGCCGCUGCUGCCGCUUUGCAGCCCCGCGGCCCCAACCCUCUGCGCUCCUCACCGCUUCCAGCCGACUUUAAAAAAAAAAAAAAAAUGCCUGGCUCCUCCUCCCGCCCCGCCCCGGGGCGGAGACAGAUCAAGCCUUGCCUCCAGUCCCUCCGGCCCCAGGCGCCUGCUGAUGCUGCCCUCCCAAGUUCAUCUAGCUCGAACGAGCGCUUCCCUGUGGUGACCGAGCGCCCCCUAGUGGCUACUGUCUGA